UCAUCUAUGGUGGCAGACUGGCAGGUGAAUUUGACAAAGAUUUUGCCACGUAACGUAAACGCGCACCACAAAUGAAAUGAGUAAUGACCCAAAACGGCACACAAGAAAUGUUGGCAUAAAAUCCAUACGAAUAUAUUUUCAAAAACCAAGAAAAUGGCCAACCGAUUUGGUCUCAGAUUACAAAGCAAGAUACCCAAUUUGGGCGGCGUUUACCCUUCUUUACCUGCGACAACUGCCAUUUCAGUUAAUUUCGCUUCUGAGAAUCAUGUUCUUCGACCAUCAGGAGUAGUUGUCGGGAAAAGAAGAGUCUUUGGGUACAACACUACUCGCAGGGUGGUUUUAGGAACCGGGUUGUCGUUUUGGUCUCAGUUCAUGGCUGCAAAUCUCGGAGGGAAAUCUUUCAUGGCUUAUGCUCGACAGAAAGGCGCAAUUGAGCAGGUGCUGAAGAAUGUGGAUUGGCCUGAGCAAUUCCCUUUCAAGGAAGAGGAUUUCCAGCGAUUUGAUGAGUCAUCGGAUUCGUUAUUCUAUGAAGCGCCACGUUUUGUGACACACAUUGAUGAUCCUGCCAUUGCUGCACUUACUAGAUAUUACUCAGAGGCUUUGCCUCCUGCUAAUACCCCAGGAGUAGCAAUCCUUGAUAUGUGUAGCAGUUGGGUCAGUCACUACCCUGCAGGGUAUAAGCAAGAAAAAAUCGUUGGAAUGGGCAUGAAUGGAGACGAGCUAAAGCGAAAUCCAGUACUAACGGAAUAUGUUGUGCAAGAUUUGAAUGUCGAUCCUAAGCUCCCGUUUGAAGAUAACACUUUUGAUGCCAUUACCAAUGUGGUUAGCGUCGAUUAUCUAACAAAGCCUAUUGAUAUUUUCAAAGAGAUGUCUCGGGUUCUUAAACCUGGAGGAGUUGCGAUUAUGAGUUUCUCAAACCGAUGCUUUUGGACUAAGGCAAUAUCAAUAUGGACCUCAACCGGAGAUGCUGAUCAUGUUUUGAUAGUAGGGUCAUAUUUCCAUUAUGCUGGAGGGUUUGAACCUCCCGAGGGUGUGGAUAUAUCUCCGAACCCCGGGCGUUCAGACCCCAUGUACAUUGUGUAUUCGAGAAAGCUAGCAACAGCCUGAAAAAAAUUAACAGCG
Molecule: messenger RNA, 1122 nt
Organism: Ipomoea nil (Japanese morning glory)
Lineage: Eukaryota; Viridiplantae; Streptophyta; Magnoliopsida; Solanales; Convolvulaceae
Exons: 10
Coding region: 154-1107 (317 amino acids)
Molecular function (GO): S-adenosylmethionine-dependent methyltransferase activity
Source: RefSeq, a predicted model, not a curated record